UAUUGUGACUGAUAGUGUGUAUUAACUUCAGCCCAUAGUCAGCUGCUCCAAGGCAUAGCAGUAUAGUAGUGGGGCUGAGACAGGAGGCUUAGUUUAAGGCACAGCAGUCAGGAAGCAGAGAGCAUGAAGGACGACAGACUUCUGAGCACACUUCCAGGAACCCACGUCCUUUCACCAGCUUCACCUCCCAAAUCACAUUCAGCUACAAACUCAUCAGCAGACUAAUCCACUGAUGAGUUUAUGGUUCCACUAUUCAGUCACCUCCCAAGUCUCAUUUAUAAAUGCAUGAGGCUUUGGGGGUACAUCCAAAUACAAACCAUAACAGCAGGUAAAAAGUAUUAAACUGGAAACUACAAGUCUGAGCUCCAAUUGGAUAUCACCACCAUUAAGUAGCCCAAGAUCCAGACUUAAACCAUCAACGCCCUACUGAGAACAACCUAAAAGCAAGGAAUAACUCUGUUAAAGACAAAAAGUGAGGUAAAAGGUAUGAAGUCUGAUUCAGUAAACCAAGUAUGUGCUCCAGGUGCGAUACCUAAACAUUUGUUUGUACAUUCACUGCAGGUAAACUUUCUAAUUUCAGUAUGUGGUGAAUACAUUGGAUGUAGUACCUGGCUCACCUACGUGUGCCUGCAAUUAGAUGGGAUGAUGUUUCUAAGGCAGAGUUGCACAUUGUACAGACACAGUCACUUCCCUCUCAGUCCAGCAGACGCCUCCUGCCCAGGGCAGCAGUGAGGCUCCUGGUGACUGUCCUCUAAGCAGGAGAAUAAGAGUACAGUAUCUGAACGUUUCUGAAAUGCUGACCUAGAUUUUGUUGGGUGUUGGUCAAUUCACAGAAGUGGGAAGGCUCUCAGCUCCUAGAGCUUCUCCAGCGAACUCAGGUGUAAAAGGCCACUUCUCCUAAGUCCCGAAAGAGAUCUGGAUGUCCGCUGGGUUCAGCUCGGAGUUUGAUUUUGCCAUGAUUGCCCUUUCCCAUGAGGCCCUUUUCCUGGAGGGAAGAAGCCCUUCCCCGGGGUGAAAUCCCUCCAGCUUCAUUUGUUUAAUCUCCUUUUUGGUCUCACCGAUGCAGGGUGUGGUCUUUUCUCCUGCCGGAGCACCGACUGAAUACGGGGCACUGUGCAUUCAGGAGUACAGAAAAAACAACAAAGUGGAGUCAAGUGCGUGUAACAGCUUCAUGGGCUUAAAGGACCACCUGGGGCAGGAGCUCAGUCACCUUUAUGUGGCGGGCACUGCCCCGCAGUUAAGUGCAGCUGUUCCUUGGCCAAUGGGAGAAAAACCAGCUAUGGAUGCAGUUCAUGCCAGGAAGGAGGAAAAAGAGGUGUCUGAGGAGAACCUGAGCUCCGGGGAUUCUGAAGAAAGCACAAAUUCUGAUCAUGAGUCAGAACACCUGAGUAGCAUUGCAGUAGAGCCAUGCCUAUUAACCAAGACUCACAGACAGUUAUGUAGGUCUCCCUGCUUAGAGCCUCACCUACUCAAACAUAAUGAAAUUUUGCAAGACAUUACACCGGAAGAGACCCAGGCUCCAUCCAAGGAAGCCAAGAAAGGUCCUGAUGUGGUGCGAGAAUACCAAACAAAACUGGAGUUUGCACUUAAGUUGGGCUAUUCUGAAGAACAGGUUCAGCUUGUGCUAAACAAACUUGGUACCGAUGCUUUAAUCAAUGAUAUUCUGGGAGAACUUGUCAAACUUGGAAAUAAAACUGAAGCUGAUCAAGCGGUUAGCACAAUUACCAGUCUAACGCGGGAAACGUCUUCUCUGGAAUCUCAGAGAUCCGAAUCUCCAAUGCAAGAGAUUAUAGCAGAUGAUGGUGAAAAUCUAAGACCCAUAGUCAUUGAUGGCAGCAAUGUGGCCAUGAGCCACGGAAAUAAGGAAGUAUUUUCCUGUCGAGGAAUAAAACUGGCCGUGGACUGGUUUGUGGAAAGAGGCCACAAAGACGUUACUGUGUUUGUCCCUGCGUGGAGGAAGGAGCAGUCCCGGCCCGACGCCCUCAUCACAGAUCAGGAGAUUUUACGCAAGUUAGAGAAGGAGAAGAUCCUCGUGUUCACGCCGUCCCGGAGAGUCCAGGGCAGGCGGGUGGUGUGCUACGACGACAGGUUCAUCGUGAAGCUGGCCUUCGAGUCGGACGGCAUCAUUGUGUCCAACGAUAACUACCGGGACCUGGCCAAUGAGAAGCCGGAGUGGAAGAGGUUCAUCGACGAGCGGCUGCUGAUGUACUCCUUCGUCAACGACAAGUUCAUGCCGCCUGAUGACCCGCUUGGCAGACACGGCCCCAGUCUGGAUAAUUUCCUGAGGAAGAGACCCAUCGUCCCUGAGUACAAAAAGCAGCCUUGUCCAUAUGGCAAGAAGUGCACCUACGGACACAAGUGCAAGUACUACCACCCCGAGAGGGGCAGCCAGCCGCAGCGCUCGGUGGCUGACGAGCUUCGCGCCAUGUCCAGAAGCACAGCGGCCAAAACCGCAAAUGAAGGGGGACUGGUGAAAAGCAACAGCGUUCCCUGCAGCACGAAAGCCGACAGCACUUCCGAUGGCAAGCGAGGCGCGCCCAAGAGGCAGUCAGAUCCCAGCAUAAGGACGCAAGACCUGGAGGAAAAGCUUCCCACCAAAAACAAACUGGAAACCAGGUCUGUGCCUUCCUUGGUGAGUAUACCGGCUUCUUCUACUGCAAAACCCCAAAGCACCGCACCGUUAAGCAAUGGCCUUCCAUCUGGAGUUCAUUUCCCACCUCAGGAGCAGAGAGCACAGGGACAGUACCCCGCCAUGAUGAUGGCAACCAAAAACCAUGGAACGCCAAUGCCUUAUGAGCAGUAUCCAAAAUGCGACUCACCUGUUGACGUUGGAUAUUACUCCAUGUUGAAUGCAUACUCGAACCUGAGCAUCUCAGGCCCGCGGAGUCCCGAAAGGCGUUUCUCACUCGACACAGAUUACAGGAUCAACUCGGUGGCUUCGGACUGCAGCAGUGAAGGGAGCAUGAGCUGCGGGAGCAGCGACUCCUACGUGGGCUUCAGCGACCGCUCCUACGUCAGCUCUCCCGACCCGCAGCUGGAGGAGAGCCUCAAGUGUCAGCACAUGCACCCGCACAGCCGCCUUAACUCCCAGGCUUUCCUGCAGAGCUUCCACGACCCCGUGACCAGAGUGCAAAGUUACAGUCACGAAGAACCAAAGUUCCAGCCCAAGCCGCCCCUGCCGCACUUGGCUGUGCACCUGCAGCACCCCGCCGUGAGUGCCCGGUCCAGCUGUCCUGGGGAGUACCCCUCUCCUCCAAGUUCCGCACACUCCAAGGCGCCCCACCUCGGGAGGUCCCUCAUGGCCACGAGAAUAGACAGCAUUUCCGAUUCGCGACUCUAUGACAGUUCUCCUUCAAGACAGAGAAAGCCUUACGCCCGCCACGAGGGGCUGGGCAGCUGGGACAGGCCGGGUUUCGGGGCGGAUGCCUAUGGGUACCGGCAGACCUACUCCCUGCCUGACACCUCCACCCCGCCGUGCUACGAGCAGUUCACCUUCCAGAGCCUGCCCGAGCAGCAGGAGCCCGCCUGGCGGAUCCCGUACUGCGGAAUGCCACAAGAGCCUCCGAGGUACCAGGACAGCCGCGAGAAGGUCUACAUCAACCUGUGCAACAUCUUCCCCCCCGACCUUGUGAAAAUCGUCAUGAAAAGGAACCCUCACAUGACAGACGCCCAGCAACUCGCUGCAGCCAUUCUGGUGGAGAAAUCACAGCUGGGUUAUUGAAAGAUGAUGCAUCUUUGUGGUGUUUAAUAGUUUUUUUGUUCAGCUCAAAUGCUGAAGGAGGUUUGCUACAAUAGCACAUGUGAUCUCCUUCUCAGCAAGGAGGUUAAAUAGUAUCCAUUUAUGUGAAAUACUGUAUCAUGGAAUCUGUAUGUGCAGCCCACGGGUGGAACUAUCAGGAUUGCUUCACAUUCUAACUUUUUUUUAACAUUUCUUUUUUGAAGGUAUAUCUCUGGCUGGAAACUUAUCCAGUUUGAUUUAAUAGCUGUAUCUGUGAUCUUUGAUAUUAAUCUUUGGUGCAUCAGGGGUUUAUACGCAGCACUUUUUAUUCUUGUUUCAUGUUUUAUUAACUUGGUGUUUGUCUGUCAAUUGCAAGCAAUUACAGCACCUUCAGAACGUGGGACCUUUAACUAGACCCGCAGAACAGUUUUCAAGCCAAGCUUAAUUAGAAUCUUUUACAGCUUUUUAAGUUAUUUUUAUUUGGGGAAAGUGGGCUUCUCUGUCCUAUAAUAAUUAUUUAUAGAAACAAAAAUAUACUACAGCACUGACUUUGUGUGUUAAACAAAAUCUAAGUUACCAGUUUAUGCUGAAAGGGUAACAUGUAUUAGAAUGAUUUACAGUGUGGCACUUUUAUUGUUUUUUUUUUGUUUUUUUUUUUUUUUUUUUUUUUUGGCUUUUCUUGUUUUUUUAUCACUAAGAAAUCAGAUAAUUUAACGGUCAGUUUAAAAGAAAGCAGAUGCAAUCAGUGGGAAAAAAUUGUUUCCAUUUUUUAAAAAUGAGUAAGGCAAAAGCCGUAACUGUUACAGUUAGUGCUUGAUUAUCCAGCUAUGAUGUGCUUCUAUGGAGAUGGAAUUGAAUUCCUAGAUUCCCAUUAAUUUGUAAUUUUAACAUUUGUUUUUUGUUUUGGGGCACAAUAAUACUGGAUAAAUAACUUUCACAGUACUUGCCUGUUUUUAAUGAAUCUAAGUAUUCUCAAUGCAAUUUUAUAUUUAAUAUACUCUAGCUUUCCUGCUGUUUAUCAAGGCUGGCCUGAGAUGGUUUUGUGUGUUGAGGGUAUGCAACAUUUAUUGCUACUGCACUAUAGAAAUAGUGAUGAGGAGUUGUAAAUGGUAACUUAAAUUUUUUGUAAGAUAGUGUAUAUUUUCCAUUUUCCUGAAGGUAGUUUUUUUGAGGGCCUGUUAUAUUAUUAAGGCCAGACUCUUGCCACAAAUAGUGUAGUUUUAGACACAGACUGCUGUCUGUUCUAGUAUUAGUAAGGGAUAUUUCUGGUUUCAAACUCAGGGGUUUUGCUUAUUGCAGUUACAUUUCUGCAGAUUGGAAGAUGAGUUUUGCGGUUAGUGGCAGACAGAAGUGUGACUGGUUUCCGUGAGACCCUGAGUUUACCCCGUGUGACACGUUCAGGGCUGGUUCUGUGGUCUGCCUGGAUGCUCCAGUCUUUUGGAUUAUUCUGCACGUACAGUGUGAAGUAAAGCCCUGAAAAACCAGAAAGUACCUUUUACUGUUGAUACAAAUUGUAUCUUUUUAACUAUAAGAAAUAUUUUGAUUUGUAGAUCUAGUUGAAAACACAAAUGUGUAACUACAAUUAGACUUUUGGGCAACAUUUUAUCCCUUAUUUAAAUACAAAUUUUUAAAAUAAAAUUGAGGUCUUACAAUAGAGUAGAAAGUAAAAGUAAUAAUUUAGGUAAAGAAAAGUGUCUGUCUUAGUUUUAUAUACUAUAUUAAAACAUAUUAAAUUUAUUGGCAUUUUUUCUUCUAAAACUUACCUAGUGUGAACUUUACUAAAAUAAAGGUAAAAUGCUGCCUGAAAAAUAAUGUCCAAGCAUCUUUGACUAGGAUAACAUUUUCACUACUUGUGUGACACUGUGUGUUGCAUGGAGUAGGAUUUGGGUAUACAGUAAAUGCUUCUAAAAGGCAUUGUGCAUAUUGACAUAUCCAAUAAUCUGAACCAUGUUCAGCAAACUUAAUUCAGGAAAGUGAUGUUCUACACAAUUAUUGCUGUUGUGCUUGAAGUGAGUGUGCUACGCUUCUGUACCCAAGUUACUGCGGGUGAAGCCGCACAAACCAUUCUGAAUGGUGUCUGUGCAGGAUGACCCUACUCACUUGUGAAACUGUUCUUGAUUUUUGUCGUUCAUUAUCUGUAGAGCAAGUUUAAAUGUCCAGGCAAAAUGGGUGCCAAAAAUAGGGUUACCGCUGUGUGUUACCUUUCAAUUUAGUCAUGUUUUAAAGGAUUGUAGUUUGAAAUUACCUCUAAAUUGUACAUGUAGGUUUGGGUUCCAUUUGCUUCAUUUGAGCAUUUUAAUUGAAGAUUGCUAAACUUUACUGAGUGGUUUUAAAUGAGCUCUUAGGUUAAAUGAAUAUGACUUUAUGUUUGACCUUCUAAUAUUUUUAGGUGACUGUUUAUCCUUAUAUUUUGGAAUAGCAUAUACUGCCAUCACGCGUCCUGAAGGUAAAUAGCUCUGAAUGCCCACAGCAGAUCUGUUCGGUUUGGUUAAUUGUACUUUAGGAAGUAGCACUUUGCUUAUGUCAAGAGGACAGUUUGCCCCCUUUUCUUUGGAAGCACCAACAUUGCUCUCAGAGCUUAAGAAUGGGACAGUAAGCUUCCGGGAGAACAUGGCGGACAGAUAACAGCAACUACCAGAGGCUCUCUGAAAAACUAGGCUCAGAAGCCAGGUAUGGUGCGGACUAAAGAGACAUAAGCAGGUGGAGUUAUGCUCUGCUGACUCAGGAACGAACUCGGCUGAGAGAAACCAACUUGGAAUGCAGUCCUGGUGCUAAAACAGGAACAGAAAAGUCUCGCUGCUGAGGCUGGACCCUGCGCCAUUGGAAGCCGCGAUUUGGGUUUCCCGCUGCGCGGUGGCUGGCUGCCUCUACAUCAGCUUGGCAAGGAGAGAGAUGCAGAAGCUCUGAGAACGGCAAUCUGCGAACGGAGUCGAAAACAGGACGGGCAGGGAGGCAUGUUCUGACUUGUGGCGAGGUGAGUGAGAGAAACUGACACUCCACCACAGUUUGACUCCAGCAGAGGACUUUCUGGGCCCGAGCAGUCCUGCGGGAGCAGGGCGCGCUGGCGACUCCAGCCACACAUUCCCCUCUCGGGCGGGAUUGGUGAAAAGUGCCUGGCCUGCGUGACGCUGCCGGCGGACCCUGUAGGCUGGCCCAACCCAGAUCGCAGAGCCUGACGGAGGCCGGGAGGGGCGGGCCCCCGCGUAGGCUCCCUGGUGCGCAGCGGUGAGUGGGAACACCUAACCGGCGCAAUUCGAUCAGGCUGUGGCUGACAGGGAGAGAAGCUGGGCCUCUCAUAUAAGCUUGCAUAUAUAAGGAACAGAGAAUAUGGGAAGAGGCAGCAACAAGAAAGGCUCCUCGGCCCCCAAUUCUGAGAAACAGGCAAUAGCGGACACCGCACCAAUACACAUAAAGCACCAUAUAGAGAGCCUCAUAGACCAAUUCAGGAAUGAAGUUAUCAACGACCUGAAGCUAGAAGUAUGCAAAAUAGUUAGAGAAAUGCUAAGCCCCACCCAAGAAAAAACAGAUGGUGGAAUGGAAGAACAGAAAAAGAGGGGAGAAUUGUUUGAUGGAGAAAACAGGGAAAGCAUAGAAUACGUGAAGCAGGUUCAAAGGGGCUACCAAGAAACUAAGAAGUCUAUCGAAGACUGGCAUAACAGCUUGAAAGAAACUAAGGACAGACUAUCUGAACUGGAGGGCAGAAUUGUAAUAUGGGAGAAUGAAAUGAAAAACUUCUUAAAAAUAACAAAGAAACAAACAGCAAUAAUACAAAGACAAGAAGAUGAUAAGAGGAUCCAUAACUUAAGGAUUAAGAACAUAAAAGAAGAAGUAGGGACACAAACAAAUGAACUACAAAAGCUACUCACAGAAAUAAUCCAGGAGAAUUUUCCUAAUUUAGCAAAAGGUAAAGAUACUCAGAUGUAUGAGGCAUACAGGACCCCAGCUACCUACAACCCAAACAGAGCAACACCCAGGCAUAUAAUAAUAAAAACUCCAGAAAUUCAAUACAAGAACAGAAUAUUAAAAGCUGUCAGAGACAAGAAACAGACCACUUACAAGGGAGCACCCAUCAGAAUUACAGCAGAUUUCUCUGCACAAACCAUCAAAUCACGAAGAGCGUGGGGGGAAAUAAUUCAAGCUUUGAAAGAUAAUAAUCUCCAGCCAAGAUUGAGAUAUCCUGCACAACUGUCCCUGGAAAUUGAUGGGAAAACAAGGUGCUUCCAGGAUAAAGAGGAACUGGGGGAAUUUGCAACCACCAAUUCAACUCUACAGAGAGUAUUGCAGGAUAUUCUAAAAAAAGAAAAAAUACAAAGAAUCCAGAAAUAGUGGAGGCCACGACUAAUGGAGCAGAGAACAAAGUGAAGAAGACAAACUGACAGCUACUGACAGAAUAAGAGCUCAACAGAAAUGAGGCAGAGAAGAUUGGAUGAUAGGAACAGCUAUUUUGGAGAAAAUGACAUCUUAAUAGGUAAUACUGAUUUAGUAUCAUCUUGUUUUGAAGUCUCAUCUAGCUUUUGUCCUUCUGUCUCCAAUGGUCUAAAUAGGUUGUAUCGUACUGGAUUUUAUUAUGUACAAUAGUAUAAGCAAAAACCUUUUAAAGACAAGGAGAUUAUACAGAAACCAUUAUUCAUUUUCUGUUAGUCGAUUCUAAAAACUCUGUAAUGCUGUCAUUCUCUUAAAUGGUUUUACAUUGUUUUGAUAUACUUAAUGCUACAAUAUAUGAAGUUGUACUCAAGGAUUUCAAGGAAAGAGACAAUAUGGUAACUACUUUUAGGUCAGGAUUAUCUGGUGGUGAAACACUAUUCUGCUUAAAUGGUUAUGAUUUGAUCUGUGCUGUUUUGUUGUUAUGCCCUCUUUUAUCUCAAUCUCCACUCCAUUAUUUACUUUUUUAAUACUUUUUAAAAAAUUUUUAUCCUUUUAAUUAAAGGAAAAAAAUAGCAGGAUAUAUUAUAGUAACCCACUUUGACUUUCCAUUACCUCGAUUUAAAGCCCUGUAUUACUCUCACCAUCUGGUUUUUGACUGAUGUUCCCCUAUUCUGUUUUGCUGGAUAGUAUCAGGUUCGAAAAUUUAGGCAUCAGCUGUGAAGAUAAUGAGAUUCAUUAUAACGCCCAUUCUCGUUGACUUUUAUCUACUUUUGAAGACCUACAAUGUCUCCAAUGGUUUGGCUUUGUCGGUUUUGUUCUUUACUGUUUUGUUCAAUUGUAUUAUAACUAAUGAUAUAGGCAAUUCUAUUAGAGAUAGCGGGAGGCAUUAUGGUAACCAUUGUUGAUCACCUUGUAUUAUGUUUUCACAUUAUCUAUUAUGUCCACCCUUUUGACUUGACCGAUUCUGUUCUGUUAUGUCACAUUUGGUUUUACUCUCUUCCAAAAAAGUAAUAAGAACCGUGAGAGCAAUGAAACCCAAAAUGUGUAAUAGUCAUUGUACAAAAGAGAGGAAAAGAAAGUGCUCUAAGCUAUAUAACUGCAUGUAUAUUUAAGUGUAUAAGAUAGAAUAUGAUAUCACAGAGUUUUAUUGGAUCAUUGAACAGAACUGUUUGCAGUAUCAUUGAUGGAAUGUCCACUUUACAAGCUUUAAUUUUGUGACUUGAACAAUUAUUUCUAAGAUGACAGUAUGUAAUUCAUUAACUAGUGAUUUCCUACUGUUCAUUUUUUUCUGCAAAUCUGUAUAACUUGUACCCUUUCUCUGCUUUUUUUUUUCUUUUCUCCUUAAAUAAAAUUUAAAAAAAAAUAAAAAAAAAAAAAUUAAAAAAAAAAAAAGAAUGGGACAGUAAGCUGACUUUAGGUAUCUAAAGCAGUGAGGAGAAGGAGUCCAUUACUAAGUUAAAUCCUUUACUGACUGCAAAGCUUCGUUUUAGGCAGAACCUGCUUCCUAGCCCCCAACCCCCACUUACCCGACCUGCUAAUACACAGCCAAAGCCAGGCGUGUCAGGAGACAGUGGUCAGCUGAUGAAAGAAAGGGUUCGGGCUGGCCAUUGUGCCCUGAAUAAGCGACAGCUGACUGGGCUGCGCACGGUAACCAGGCGGUGUGUUGUCUCUGUGUCGGGGUCCCGCGUAACAGCACCCCGCUGGCCAAAUACUGGCCUUGGUAUUUCCUCAUUUCUUGCAUGUGAUGCACAUAUUUUCAGUCUCAAUCUUCUGAUCUCUACCCUGAUAGAGUUUGUCAUUGAUCUGCUAAAAAUUGAAAGAAAUAUUCACCAGUAUAAAAUAUUUAAUUCUGGUGGAAACUUGAAUUUUGUGUUUUUGUGAAAACCAAUUUAUUAGAACACAUAAUGUAACUAAAGUGUUUUAUAUACACAGACGUAUUUGUUAGGAGGUAUUAAAACUUUGGUGGCUAACAACCCCCGAUGGCCCUGUUCUUCUGUUUUGUGGAUGACGAGGUCUGGACUGGAUGCCCGGUGAGAAGGGUCAGAACCACUGCGAUGGCGAGGGAGAUUCCACUGGUUUUAUUCCUCGUAUUUCUAAACACUUAUUUUGAUAAUUUUAAUAGACUGUGUAAUUUUAAGAUACACAAAAACUUUAAAGUAGUAUUGAUUAUAUAAAUAAUUAUUUAACACGUCUUUUAUGGAUGUAUCUAUAUGUAAAUAGUAAUAUAUUUAUAAGCAAAUCCACUUGCCCCUGUAGGUCUCCGUCUGUGCUGUGUGGAGGAUGGCGGGUGGGUGGCUGUGCCUGUGUGUGUGCGUUGGUAGUUUGAAACGUGCGAGCUGUUUUCCCCAUUUAAUGGUAUUUACUCUAAAGUAUACUUGGUUUCGUUCUUUCUGCUGUCCAGUUUCCUUACUCAAGAUAAACAUACGCGGUUUCCUGACCAUGUAGCUGCUGUGUGACUAAUCCUUUUAACUGCUCUCUUAAUUCCUGGAGAACUUCUGAUUGACCAGAAUCGAUUACCUUAUGGCCAGGGAUAAUGCUUAUGUUCCAAGUAUAUUGAAAAUGAAAACUCAACCAUGAUGUUGAGUUUCCAAAAUAUAUACCAGUAAAUAAAAUGAAAUAUAAAGGAUGUUGGCAUACACACACACACACACACACACACACACACACACACACACGCGCGCACACAGACACACGCACACGAAGAGAAAGAAUAUUCACAAAAAGUAAAAGGGCUUAAAUUGCUUUACAUUGAUCUGGGGAAAGCUCCUAGAGCAAGUGUUAACAAACUUUCUGUAUCACCAGAGAGUGAGUAAUCAGCUUUUUAGAAUGAGACGAUGUCUUGGGAAAUGCUCGGCCCUGUUUCUGUAGCAUAACAGCACGGUGGACAGUAUGGAGAUGAGCGUGGCCGUGUUCCUGUAAAGCUUCACAGCAGCUGCCCGGGUGGUGCGCGUGGCCAGGGCUGGCAGGUGCAAGGCCCGCUGGGGACCCAGUCUCAGACCUCGGGGAGGGGAAGGCUCUGUGCCACGGUCCUGGGUAAUCCCCGGGAGGAGAAAGGGAAGGCACUUUAUUGACAGAAAGGGGCAGAAAGCCACAUUUGCCCUCUGGCCACUGCGGAUUAAUGCCCAUAGGAGGAGAAGUGGGCAUAGGAAGCAGUACUCUGGUACUGUCUGUGCCAAUGUAAGAAAUAAUUGCAUUUCUACUGACUUCUAAGGAAAUCUUCUAGUUACUGAUACUCUGAGUCAAAAGAUGAUUGUGAGACAGUCACAUGAUGUCACUUGUGUUUUAAACUGGUCACCCAGUAUUUAUUAGAAAUAUUUCUUGCAUUUAAUCAGUCAAAAAUCUAUAGAAAAGAUGUUUUCAAAGUGUCAAAAUCUCCUCAUGAAUUGUGUGUCUCUGUUGAUAGAUGGGAACCCUGUACCAGUGUUUUAUUUUUUUAACGGCCUCAUGCACCAUUGUUGUAUUUUGAAAGUUAACAUCCAUUAUUAACUAGUCACAAUUUUGUUUAAAGAUUCUAUGGAUCAGUUACGUUUCUCUGUUGUCUUUUACACCUAAUAAAUGACAUUGCUGCGCCUUUGAAGAAGAUAAACAUACUGUAAUUUCAUACCUUGUAGCUUUUGUGAGAUUAAGAAUUGUGACUAAUUAUACCUUUCAUGAGUGUACUUAUUACAUUGUGAUUCUUUGUAAGAAGCAAAGUGUAUCUCUGCCUUCCCUACCCAGAUGCAUAACACAGGCUGUGUCUGAGCACUGUCCAUGGUGAGGGACCCUGCAAAGGUGACAGAGUCUGUUCUGAGUUCACUGGAAGUCCGCACUGGAAGCCUGCUCGUUCCCUGAGCUUCAGGCAAGGCGUCACAUCAGUACAUCCGCUAAGGAGUUUAGCUUUCUACUUCCUUCCUUUAAUGUUGGCUGCAAACUUGCUCCCUGCUCCUGUGAUUAUUAGUAUUAGAAGUGGCCUUUCCCCUAAGAUCAUCCUUAGUCUUUUAUAUUUAACACAACUUAAAAAUCUGACCGUCUGGCAGUAGAAAAUGUCAAUGCAUGUUUGUAUUUAGCUUUAUAAAAUGUGUGAAGUUUUACUGUUUAAACUAUAUGCUGGAUUUCCUGUCCAGGUGUUUGAGAUGGAAAACAAGAUGCUGACCGUUAAAGCCUCUUAGCCUUGUAAGGCAGCCUCCGUCUCAAAGGAGAAGGACACUGGGAAGCAGUGGUUUCCCUUUGUAAAGACUAUGUUUAGAUUUCCUUCCAUUUUUAAAUUAUAAAUUUCUACAUAAAACAUUGACAAACAUGAAAAUUUCUGCAGAGACAGUGUCUCAGUGCAGGUGUACCAGGUUUCCGGGUUUAUCUUUUCCUUUUAGUUUAUUUUUUCCCAAAGCAUAGUUACAUGCUAACAGUAUUCUUUAUUUGAUUCGGCCAAUUUUUCUUAUAAGAAAAGUAAAACAAAGAAUAUGCUUAGAGUAAUCACUGAAUAAACUAACGUGAUUCUGUUUGUCUGUGUGGUUCUGUAAUGGAAUUUUUAUAAUUUCGAAAGCAAUAGUUUAGAACUGCUGAAAAUCCAUAUCAAAAUAGCUAUAUGAUUCUGCCAGUGAGGUAGAAAAAGUUAAAAAACUAUUGAUGUUUUUCACAGUAACUCUUUUUUGUUUCCUGAAGAAGUUGGUCUCAUGUGGCAGUAGAGACCCUAAAACAAAUGAAACCAUAAUCUGGUCCCCAGCUGCCUGCGUUAAGCCGUGAGUGUCCCAUCGGGUAAGCAUGUGUUCAUUACCGAUGUAAAUAUUGAAGCCAAAAUUGAUUCUUACGAAAGCUGAAAUUAAAUGUCAAAAACAACUGGUCAA
This is a messenger RNA of Cavia porcellus (domestic guinea pig), 12903 nucleotides long. It is a transcript of the gene Zc3h12c, whose product is annotated as zinc finger CCCH-type containing 12C. The transcript has 6 exons. The coding region runs from base 1061 to 3721 and encodes 886 amino acids. The record is from RefSeq and is a predicted model, not a curated record. NCBI's taxonomy places the organism in Eukaryota, Metazoa, Chordata, Mammalia, Rodentia, Caviidae. Gene Ontology annotation, cellular component: nucleus; cytoplasmic ribonucleoprotein granule. Gene Ontology annotation, molecular function: metal ion binding; mRNA binding; RNA endonuclease activity.